This is a messenger RNA of Abrus precatorius (Indian licorice), 2375 nucleotides long. Its product is annotated as pathogenesis-related genes transcriptional activator PTI6-like. The transcript has a single exon. Bases 895 to 1755 code for a protein of 286 amino acids. The record is from RefSeq and is a predicted model, not a curated record. NCBI's taxonomy places the organism in Eukaryota, Viridiplantae, Streptophyta, Magnoliopsida, Fabales, Fabaceae. Gene Ontology annotation, molecular function: DNA binding; DNA-binding transcription factor activity. Gene Ontology annotation, biological process: regulation of DNA-templated transcription.
GUCGUGAAUAAGGAUAAGAAGGGUGGGAGUAGGAAUAGAUGAGUGGAAUUCUCACACAACAACACAAGAGUGGGAUUAUAGUUGAGAGAAACGGACAUCAGAGGCAGCUGGAACCUGGAAGCUAAAUUUUCUACUCCCGACAAAGACACACACACGCACACGCAUAGCAUAGACUCACGAGUCACCACUCUCCACUCCAACUCCAACUCCAACUCCAUUACCCACUCUCACGAGAAAAUUAUUUUCCUCAAUAGCCCAAUAGAGAAACACCCCGUGCACUAUAAAUACCCCUUUGCCUCUACUCAUUCAUCUCGUUUCCCUCUCUCUCUCUCCCUCUCUCUCUCUCUGCCUUCCCGCCAAAACCCCACCUUCUUCUUCUUCUUCUCUCUCUCUCCCAUACUCGCUUCACGCCCUCCCCGUGUGAGUGUAAUCUUCCAGUAAAAGUGGAGUGAGAUUUUAAUCGCAUCCAAAGUUGGCCAUAUUCUCUUCUCUCUCUCUCUCUCUCUCUCUCUCUCUCUCUUGGAAUAUAUCUCUAGACGAAAAGCAAAAGUUGUUAUUUCUUUUGCUUCUACCCAUAUAUAAUAUCUUGGUUUCUUUCCGCAUCAUCACCACCAAAAGUUCCCAAACGUCUCAAUUCCUCCAGGAUAUCUGCUUCUCCACUAGAUCCACUUUUCCCCCAUCACCCUUCUUCCCCUACCCACCCAGCGUCGCUUAUUCACCUAAAAAAUUCUCACUCUUGAAACCCACCUUCAUCUUCAUGCACUAUAACACUACCCAACCUUUCCCCUUACCCUUUUAUAUUUCCUCACUCAUUUCAUUCAACCAACCUUGACCACAACCAAAGAACACUCCUUUAAUUUCUUCUUACCCUUAUCUCUCUGUAAGCCUUUAGGCAUGUCCGUACAGUCAACACUGAAGCACCAGCAGCUGAAGCUUGCAACCCCAAGUUCCCAUUUUGAAGGUGACCCACCAUGCAAAACCAAGAGGAAACCCCAAAGGAAGCUCGUUCGGAUCAUAAUCACCGACCACGACGCCACCGAUUCUGACUCAUCCACCGAUGAAGAGAGAGAAAACAACCCAACAAAGACCCGAAGAGUGAAGAGAGAAAUCACCCAAAUCAACAUGCUCCUUCCUUUCUCCGAUUCCCCGUUGUCUUCUUCUUCUCCUUAUUCUUCAACUUCCACUUGCUCCUUCUCUUCUUCCUCCGACCAAAACCCAAACAAGUUCAAGAGACCCAAAAAACCAACACCGCCAUCUGCCGCCACGCGCCGCCACAAUAAGUUCCGCGGCGUCCGGCAGCGGCCGUGGGGCCGGUGGGCCGCCGAGAUCCGCGACCCGACCCGCCGGAAACGCCUCUGGCUCGGAACGUUCGACACGGCGGAGGAGGCCGCCUCUGAGUACGACAAGAUGGCGUUGAAGCUAAAAGGUCCCAACGCCGUCACUAACUUCCCCCUCACGCCGGCGGAGGAAACGGCGGUGACGCCGGUUGUCCCCGUCGAAAGUUUGAGCAGCGAAGGCGGCAUCUCGUACUCCGACUUAGUGGCCUCGCCGACGUCCGUGUUGGCCUACGACGGCGACUCCACGCCGUUUGAUGGCUUCCGUUACGGCGACGUGGACGCCUUUGGGUUCCGCAUCGACGCGCCGUUAAGUUUGGCGGAGGUUAACGUUAUGCUGACGUGUCAUCAGCGUUAUGAGGAGGAGGAAGAGGCGUUGGACGAGUUUGAUCUCGACGAGUUCAUUUCGUGGCCCUACUAAAAAUCUCAGGGGCAGUUUGGUAAUUGUAUUGUGUCCGUAGUGUGAAGUUCCGGAAGUACCCUUCUCGUUGUUGAAGUUUGAAAUUUUGUCGUGCUCGUUGGAAGAGUGUAGAGUUCGAAAUGGCACCUGAAGCGGCGAUUCUUUGUUUCGUGACAUGAGACUAUUUGGCAGAAUUUAAUUUGUAAUUAUCGUGAAAAAGGAAAAAUCAUUUAUAAAAAUAUUUAAGUGUCUGAAUGAGUGAGUGAGAAAGGUGGAAAAAAAUGGAAAUAUCAUAUAUCAAAGAAGGAAUGACUCUAUUGUAAUUUCGUAUAUAAAAUUUGAUAAUUAUUUAAACAACUUUUGGUGUUGUCUAUAUAAAGAUUAAUGGGUUAUUGUAGAGGGGACACGUUGGCUGUCGAAUCCCUUCAAUCAGUUUCUGUGUUCGUAUUUGAAUCAUUCUAUUUCCAUUAUUCGGUUGAUAUCUUCCUUUAUGUGUUAUUUAUUUAUUCUUUAGUUGCAUGCGUAAAUGAAAUUGUUUGGGGAUGACUCAUUCUGGACACCGCAAAAAUCUUGUAAAUCUCAUAGUGCUUAGUGUUUAAAAAAUGCUUUAUAUUUAUUAUAAGAUUCUUUUAAGUGGGAUU